AUGGCCAGUGAUGUCACUUCUGCGCUCACUUUUAGAGUUCUUCUGCCAUUCUCUCUGAUUGCAGGCUGCACAAAGAAUCUGUUGAGAGCAAUCUGUUACACCAGUGCCCUUUUCCUACUGAUACAAUUGACUGCUCAGAUAAUUUUUCGUUUCAUGCCUCCUGACGGUGCAGUUUGGGAAGUGAUACUUGGAGAUUUGGGGAUUCUAAGAUUCAGCCAAGUGGAUGCUAAGAAUAUUGUGCGUCUAUUGGGUCCAGACAUUGGGAUGCUGGUCACAUCUCUUGUAGUAAUGAAGUUGAGCCAAAAGCUGGUGAUGCCCCUUGUUCCUGAGUCACCUUUAUCCUCCCAUAGCAAAGUGGUGGAGGAGGAGACAGGGGAAGAGACGGAGGCAGGAGAUGGAAUUGAUCAGGAUAUUGAUGACAGUAGUUCCGACAGUAGCACAUCCUCUGAAGCAAGUGUUUCUGGAGCAAGAACCAAGGGGAAGAUGACAGAAUUCUUGGGCAAAAUCAUUGCCAUCAUCACCCACUUGAAAACAAUACUGGAUACCAUUAUUACAGUAGCUGGGAAGAUCCUGGUGACCCUCCUCCUGGGUUUGUCAGGAAUUGUCUAUCCUUCACUUACAUCUGCUGUAUACUUUGUCACCUUCCUGGGCUUAUGCUCGUGGUGGUCCUGCCAUCAUGAAGUCGGCCCCCUGGCCUUCAGCACCAUGUGUGUCUCCCUAGCCAUCUUCACUUCAGGCCACAUCGGGAGUUUCUAUCUCUAUCAGCUGCCUUAUUUUCAAGACUUAGUUUCACCUGAAGACAUUUAUGCCAGGCUAUUGGGCAUGACUGCUCUCAUUAAGACCAAUAGAACAGAAUCCUGGAGACUCUACAUCCAUCAGGAACUCAGCUGGCCUGAGUUUGCAAAUCCUCUCAUUUUGCUUUUAUUCUACUAUGUGCUUAUCAUGCUAUUACAUCAAUGGAAUCCAAAUCCAAGGAUAAGUGAAUGUAAACAAGAAUGGAUAGAAGUUACUCCAGACUCUUCAGCAGACUAUGAUGAAGUAGAGAUGAACUGUAUCUUGUGGCCCAUUGUCAAUGAGGACAGGUUGACUGUUCCCCCGAGUGGAAGCUGGCAGGAUGUGCCACUCUUAAAGUGUGAAGAAUACAAGUUCCCAAGUUCUGGUGUGGAUUCACCUGCUUUUUGUGAUUCAGAACAUGGAAGCAGUGCCUUUCUUGAGGAGACAGAACCUAAGGACAAAGAGCCCAGCAGUUUCUUUGUUCUUCGUCAUCUCAUUAUGAGUCAAAGUUAUGUAACAGCAUUGAUCAUUAUGAUGGUCUGGAGCAUCACUCAUAACAGUUGGCUGACUUUUGUCCUGUUGAUCUGGUCAUGCAUCAUUUGGAUGAGUCGUAACAGGCAACGCUUGGCCCUGCUCAGCUCACCUUUUCUUGUCAUCUAUGCAAACAUCCUUAUUCUUCUCAACUUCUUUGUGGCUCUCAAAGUUUCCCAGGAAGAAUUAUUUCCAGGAGUUCCAACUUCAGUCCUCAUUGACUUUGAUCUAAAGCCUUAUUCUCAGCCCUGCUUCGAUAUUGGUGUCAAGACUUUCUAUGCAUUUUCAUUCUGGCUUCUCCUGAGGCAAUAUGUGACAGAGAGACAGUCCUUGGCAAAGGCAAAGGAGGAGGUUCUACAGGAAGUGACUGGUGAUGAAUGUGGUCAAGACAAACUAACAAAUGCUCUGAUGGAUCUCUUGGGCUCUUUCAUUAUUGGAAUUCUGACCAAAUACUGGAUCUUUCUUUGUGGUAGCAUGUUUUUUAUUGUCAGCUUUGAUGGCAAAGUGGUUGUCUACAAAAUCCUCUACAUCAUGUUUUUUUUUGCCUGUAUGGCCCUUUAUCAAAUUCACUAUGACUGUUAGAGACGAAACUUGAAGUAUUUCUGGAAGGCUGUGGUCUCUUACUCCAUGGUAGUUCUUAUUACUGUUUAUGGCUACCAGUUUAAAACCAUUUCUGGCUUUUUAAUCCACACACUGGGGCUGUCAGAAGAGGGGUUAAGAGAUAUAGGACUAGAGCGGUUUGAUACAGUAGAGCUGUUUGCAAGGAUUAUGCUUCCUGCGGCUUUUCUUCUGGCGUGCAUCCUUCAGUUGCAUUAUUUUAAUGAAGACUUUCUCAAGAUCACCAGCUUGAAUAAUACUGCAAUCAGUUUGGAAGGCACACCUGACAGAGAAAAGGAAGUUCAUUACCUAAGAAUCCCAGAGCUCACUUUGAGUGACCAUGAGAAAGAAACAAGAGAUUGUGACUGGAUGAUUGACAAGUUAACUACUGGUUUUCUGAAAGUUCUAGAAAUAGUUAAUGGAACUUAAGUGUUACUAUGGAGAUUCCUGGAAAUACACAUUAUUAAGAUUGUUUCCACUAUGAUCAUCUGGAUUACUCUUCAGGAGGUUUCCUUCAUGAAUUGUAUUUUCUACAUCAUCUGGGUGUUUGCAUUGCCGUAUUCCAAAUUGCGCCCGUAUGCAUCACAUAUCUGCACAGUUUGGGCUUGUGUGAUGGUCAUUUGCAAAAUGAUGUAUCAACUGAAGUUUGUCAAACCUCUGACCUACUCAUCAAAUUGCACUAAGUUGUAUCAGAAUGGGACUCUUCUACCUGACAACCUAGAAGAGCUGCGAGAGGUUUCUCUCUUAUAUAUCUCCCCUAUUGAUCCAGCAUAUUGGCUUGGGGGACUAAGAAAAUGCGAUACCAAACUCCCCAUCACUCUGACUUUACAGAAUCAUCUCACCAUCUUGGCAUUAAUGGCAAUUGAAGCCACUGUGUACAGGCACCAGAAAUUCUACCGACACUGUAAUCAGCUGAAACAGCCCCUAUUGAGCACCAUUUUUAAUGGUGUCACGAGAAAGCACUUGGAUGAUGGGUUACUGAGUAUGAUCAAAUAUUUCAUCAACUAUGGUUUCUAUAAGUUUGGGCUAGAGAUGUGCUUUGUUGCUGUUCUCAAUGUCACAGGACAACGCAUGGAUUUUUAUUCCCUGGUCCACAUCUGCUUGUUAAUUUAUUUGAUACGUCUUCGGAGGAGGAAAGCAAUUGCUGAGGCUUGGCCAAGAUACUGUGGGUUUCUUGCCAGUCUUAUGACCUUUCAGUACUUUCUCUGCAUUGGAAUCCCUCCAGCUUUUUGCAAAGAUUACCCAUGGAGAUCCAUGAGACCAGCAAUUCACUCAAAUCUCAUUAAAUGGUUGUAUCUCCCCGAUUUUGCCGAGAAACCAGAUGCUGGUUUUUUGCUGCAUGAUUUUUUGCUUCUGCUUUUUGCCUCUCUCCAGUGGCAAGUAUUUGAAGAUGAGAAUAAGGCUUCUGUGAGAAUGCAGGUAGGAGAUAAUGUGGAGAUAAGCCGGGAUUUAGUCCCUGAAGACCUAAGUCAAUUCACUACAGUACCAAACUUUAUUUACUCCCGAUCCUACCUGGAUAUGGCUAAAGUCAUUGUGUUCAGCUACCACCUCUGGUUUGUACUCUGCCUGGUUUUCCUCACAGGAACUUCUCAAAUCAACAUCCUCUGUGCUGGCUACCUGGUAGCCUUUUUCUAUUUCAUGCUCCAUGGAAGGGCCCUCCUGCUGAGACCCGUGAAAAUUAUUCUCCAUAAGUGGGAUUAUCUGAUUACAUAUGCUGUUCUAGUGAUUGCCAUGAAGAACCUUUUAAGUAUCGGAGCUUGUGCCUACUUGGAGAGAUUAUUGAGUUCCCACUGCUGGUUUGUACACAGUUUUAGCAUAUACUGUACAAUCAGAGGCUAUAGCUUGUCCUUUCCUGAUGAUGAAAAAUGUGAACCUCCAGAACAGGAUGCUGGGAUCCUAUGGGAUGCUAUAUGUUUCACCUUCCUGCUAAUACAGAGGAGGAUUUUUACAAGUUACUAUCAUCUUUAUGUAAUGGCUGAUCUAAAAGUUACUGAGAUCUUAGCAUCCAGAGGAGCUGAGAUGUUUGACUUGAAGUUUAAAAAGUUGUUGGUGCUCCGAGAAAAAGAAGAGGAAACGUCAAAACUGUUCAUGAUGAAACAGAUGGAGAAAAUCAAAUUGAAACAGAAGAAAAUUGACAGUAGGCAACAGACUGAUAAGACCCCUGAUGCUUCAGUGGUUAAAGACAGCUAUUCUCCCCAGCCAGGAGCAAGACAAACACAAGAAAUUCUAAUGCAGAGAAUAAUCAAUAUCAUCAAAUUUUCAUGGGUCUUUGGCAAAGUGCUGCUGGAGGACACCACAGCAGCAGUGCACUCCCUGUACAAAGAAAGUUGGGAAAUAGCCACUGUGUUGAGGAUGGAGCGGUGCAUGCUACUGAGAAGGCUCAGUAAGGGGGAAAAAGCUACCAAAGAGAAUAUUUUGAGAUACUACCAUUUAAAGCUUCAGGAGGAACAGAAAACCACACUUGUCAAAAUAAAGGAAAGGAAGACAGGAGCAGAAGACCAGGGGUUACCUGAAGCUGGGUUAUCUGAGCACUAUAGGGACAACGCACAGUUACCAAAUGAGUCAGAAGAGGCAGUGAUUCCUCCAGGGGAUCAUUGUAGAGAUAAAGAUACUUCAAGUCAACAAUCACCAAGGGAAGAGUUUCAGUUACAGGCUGGAGAGGGGAAGGACUUUGCCAAGAAUGACCUUGAGGAUCUGCCAUCAUCAAUGGGGCAUCCCCCAACUGGAGAAGACUUGCAAUCAUUUGAGGAGACCAUAGUACUCAGGGGACCUAGGGAACUCUCAGAGAUGGGUGAUGACCAUGCAAGUGAUGAUGAGGGAAAUCUGAGUGAGAAAGAUGAAUAUGAACAGUCAGUUUCAGAACUUGUUUGUCAAGGAGCCAGCCUAUCCUACAGCAGCUCAAUGCGAUCUCAGCAAAGAAGUUCCUUAUCAGAAGGCAAAGAGUUGGUUACUGUCUCACUGGGGCAGAAGAAGAAAAGAGUCACCAGACCUAUGAGAAAAACUCCAUUCCCAUUUUUAACAGCUGGAGAUUUACUCCUUAAAAGGGUUUUUUAUGACAGUGAGCUUGAAGAGGCUGAUAAGUUCUACAAGAAUCUCCCCCGGAUGGUGAAGUUGACUUUGGAGCUGUACAAACUGAUCGAGUCCAAAUCUGAAAUGCUCUGUUACUUCAUGAUCAUCCUAAACCACAUGGUUUCAGCUUCCAUUCUGACACUGGUGCUGCCCAUUCUGUGCUUCUUGUGGGCUAUGCUUUCUGUUCCAAGGCCUCCUAAAUGUUUCUGGAUGGCUGCUAUCUUUUACACAGAGGCAACAGUAGUGGUCAAAUAUUUUUCACAGUUUGGAUUCUUUCCCUGGACCACAAAGCUCUAUGCAGGCAUACAUGGAGAAAAGCCAUUUUCUCUGCCAAAUGUAGUUGGGAUUGAAAAGAAGAGUGGCUAUGUCCACUAUGACCUUGUGCAACUGUUGGCUUUGUUCUAUCAUAGGUCAGUCUUGAAGAGUCUAGGACUAUGGGAUGAGCCAUCCUCUGACCAGGCUAACUGCAAAGAAAAGAAAAAGAUGAAAAAAUCCAAGAAUCAAGGACACAGCAGCAGAAAGCAGGGGGGCUUCCCUCAGGGUUGGCAGGCAGAGCCUCAUCCUCAGCCCAUCCCCUCCCUGCGGGUUUUCUGGAGAAAAAAACAAACACCUUUGGGCACAGGGGAGUCCAAGGACAGAAAAAUCAAGAAGAUAAAGAGCUGGUUCCGGCAAUUCCCAAUCAAUGCAAAGAUGCUGAAGAAAAAGCUGGUGAAAGCCAGAAAGCUGGUAACUGAAACUGCCCUCCAUAUCUAUUGGACCAUUAAACAGUUCUUCUACAACAUCAUCCAUCCAGAAUUCAGCCCCGUGUGUGAUGUCUAUGCCUUCAAGUUCCUGGUUGAGAGCAUCAACUUUCUCAUCAUCAUCUGCAGAUACUGGGCCUUUGGAAAAUACUCAGCUGCUGAUCUUUCUGAAACACUUUCUGAGGACCAGGUUCCAGAAGCUUUCUUGGCAAUGAUCCUUAUACAGUAUGGCAGUAUGAUUGUAGAUCGUGCCAUCUACCUGAGAAAAAACAUGUUUGGCAAAUGCAUGUUUCAGGUUGUCCUGGUUAUUGGAGUUCACUUCUGGCUGUUCUUCAUUCUUCCAGGAGUAACCAAAAGGAGAUUCAGUUUAAACUACGUGGCUCAGAUUUGGUACCUGGUCAAAUGUAUUUACUUUGGCUUGUCAGCCUAUCAGAUCAAAUGUGGCUAUCCAAAUCGUAUCCUGGGCAACUUUCUGACAAAAAACUUCAAUUUUCUAAAUCUCUUCCUAUUUAAAGGCUUUCGAUUUUUGCCUUUCCUUUUGGAGCUGAGAGCAGUUAUGGACUGGAUAUGGACUGAUACUGCCCUCAGCCUAUCUAGUUAGAUCUGCCUGGAGGACCUAUAUGCUGGUGUUUUCAUCAUGAAAUGCUGGAGGGAAUCUGAAAAGAAAUAUCCCCAUUCACUAGGACAGCAGAAGAAAAAGAUUGUGAAAUAUGGACAGGGUGGUGUCAUUACUUUUGCUCUAAUUUUCCUCAUGUGGUUCCCACUGGUUUUUAUGUCUUUGUUGAAGUCAGUGGGGGGAAUAACCAACCAGCCCUUGGAUGUCUCCAUCAAAAUUUCCAUCAGUGGUUAUGAGACCCUUUUUACCAUGAGUUCUCAGCAGCAAAAUCUUAUCCCAUUCUCUCAGAAAGCAUUUGACAACCUGACAGCUCAGUAUGCUUUCCAUCCGGCUGCCAUGCAGUUUAUAUCAAACUAUCAUCCGGAGGACAUCAUUGUGGCAAAGAUCAAAAGCCAUGCCAGCCUGCUCUGGAACAUCAGCCCCGCCAACCGAGCAGCCAUGAUCACUGAGCUGUCCACGGCCACAGCGAUUUAUGUGACUUUGAUGUGGACUAUUCAGAGGGCGCUGCCUCCUCAAAUGCAUUCAUCACACCCUAACUUUCAUGAUUUAAACACUAUUGUGUCUGAGAACUUGGACUGUCACGUGACCCCAUUACCAUUUGGUAAGGAAAGACCCCAGGACAUUGACAAGUUGGCUUUCUACAGAAACAUCACCAUCCAGCUGCAGCAAGUAGCAGCCAAUGCGUCGUCCUCAGGCUCUGGGACUACAGAGUGGUGGGUUAUACAGGAGUGGAAACCCAGCUGUGCAAAGAACCAAGGCUGCAGUCAGGACCUCGAAAUUAUCAUCUACAAUGACAAAGUCAGCCCCCAGAGCCUGGGCUUCCUUGCGGGAUAUGGUAUUGUCGGGUUGUAUGUGUCUGUGGUCAUGGUUAUUGCUAAGUUCAUCCGGGAACACUUCAAUGGCAUCUCCCGUUCCAUCAUGUAUGAGGAGCUCCCCAAUGUGGACCGCAUCCUCAAGCUUUGCACCGACAUCUUCCUGGUCAGGGAAAUGGGGGACUUUGAGCUGGAAGAACAGCUCUUCUCCAAGCUCAUCUUUCUGUAUCGCUCCCCAGAGACCAUGAUCAAAUGGACUCGAGAGGCCCAAUCCCCUUCCCAGCAGCCGGUGGAUCAGUGA
This is a messenger RNA of Sarcophilus harrisii (Tasmanian devil), 7440 nucleotides long. RefSeq names its product piezo-type mechanosensitive ion channel component 2-like. The record is from RefSeq and is a predicted model, not a curated record. NCBI's taxonomy places the organism in Eukaryota, Metazoa, Chordata, Mammalia, Dasyuromorphia, Dasyuridae.